Bactrocera oleae (olive fruit fly) is the source of this 1220-nucleotide messenger RNA. Lineage: Eukaryota; Metazoa; Arthropoda; Insecta; Diptera; Tephritidae. The record is from RefSeq and is a predicted model, not a curated record.
GCAGCAAAAAUAAAAUAUUAACACAAAAAAAAGUGAUUUUGCAAACAAAUUUAUAUCAAACAAUUAUAAUUAUAAAAAGCACGCGCUUGUGUACGCGUAGAACUUGUAAGAAAAACAGAAGUGUCGAAAAUUCAUUCAUAAAAUCAACGCUGAGCGCGGCGCUCUUUACGCACCUAGCAAGCGCUCUCAGCAGCGCUCAUUUUCGAGCAAACUAAAAACGCAAACAAACAACGCUCCCACUCAGAAAUUCUCCACGCCCUUGACUUACGAAGAUGCAGACCUCACAACUGGUCACACCAGGUGCGGCGGCAGGAACGACGCCAAAUACUAACCAUCAUCACCUAAACAACAACAACAAUAAUAGCUAUCAUUACAAUCCACAUUUCCACAACACAAGCCACAGCAGUAACAACAACAAUCACCAUACUAUGAGUUAUACACCACACGAGCAAACCAACACAUUCAACAAUACUCAACCAACUCACCACCACCACAAUUCCGCCACAGCCACGAACACCACCACAACGAAUAGCAACACACCAAUAGCAGCGCACAAGUAUGCGCCUGCACGUAGGCUAGCCGCACGUCAGACGCUACGCUUGCAAAUACCCAAACAACAGGGUGACUCGUGUGGUGCGCCUUCAACAUAUUACAAACAUUCACCAUCACAGCUGCCGCCUGCGCCAAUACUGAAACGCCAUCAAACGCCGACACCAACAUCGGCCACACAUCAAUACCACUCGUCAGCGAAUGCGUUCCCGAAAUCCGCUUCGCCGCUGGAGUCGCAUAAACUGCCGAAUGUGGUGUGCAGCAGCGCCUCACCGUCAUCGCAGUUGUCUUCCGGCUCCUCGCUGUACUACAAUGGCAGCAAUGGUGGCCUGUCGAUACAGACAGCCACCGCCACACCAUCGUGUGGCACAAACAAGUUUCUUCACUUACGUAAACCGAGUAUUACCUUGAAUACGGCGGAUGUGCGCAAUAAUAACGGCAAUAGCACUGGCAGUAUUGGUAGCUGUGGCAGUGAUUUAUUUAGCUUCGCUAAGGAACUGUCGCCUUCGAUGGACAUGAGUGAUCACUCACCGAUUUUUGCCGAAAUCGCCUCAUCAAUAUCACCUUCAACAAGUUCUGGGUGUUCUCCAACACAUCAUAUUAAUCGGCUCUUCAGUUUAAGUCCAUCAACCAUACGGAGUUAUGGCAAUUCAUUAAUCGCUCUCGCCUAA